AAAUAAUUUCAUAGUAUGAAAUUAAAAAAUUAAUUUGUUAAUAUUAAAAAAUAAAUUAAUAUUAAUAAUCAUAAAUAAUAAUGGCUUCUGAAAGUCAAAGUGAAAAUACAGUUUAUAUGGUUCAAUCAUCGGAUAAUAAAAUACGCAGAGCUAAAAGAUCGACCUUAGACCGAUGGGUUACAAUAAAAGAAAUGUUUGAAAUAGGAAUAGAUAGUGAUUCAGAGACUCCUGUUUAUUUACCAGGCAUUACAUCCCAAAUGCUUGAUUUAAUUCUCGAGUGGGAUCAGAAGUAUAGAAUUUUAGGAGACGAAUUACCAAUUAGAGAAAAUAAUGGACUUGAGUAUUUUGAUCUUAAUCAAAAUCAAUUUGAAUUCUUUCAGACAGUGGAAGCAAAGGGUAAAAUAUGGAUUUUUGAACUAGUCAAAGCCGCAAAUUAUCUCCAAAUACCGGAUUUAUUUCGUGCAGUAUGCCGCUAUUUAGCUAUGAAAAUAAAAGAGCUUAAAACUGCAGUUAAUGUUCAAGAAUAUUUUGGGAUUCCCAGGCAUGAAAUAGAUCCCGAAGUUCGACGUUUGUCGAUAAAAACAAAUAAUAAGUGGUGUGAAAAUCUAUAGAAUCAAGGAUCCAAGUAAUAAUUUCGCAUGUCAACAAUAUAAAAAAUAAAUUCCUAAUUUUUAUACUCAAAAUUCAAAAUUUUGUUUAUUAUUUGGCAUAAAAGUAAUGACUUUUUGACAAUUAAAUUUUUUGUAACUCUGACAAUAAAUUGUAACUUUAAGCUCAUUAGCUUCCUAAUAAAAUUU
Messenger RNA from Microplitis demolitor, 797 nucleotides. RefSeq names its product SCF ubiquitin ligase complex protein SKP1a. The transcript is spliced from 2 exons. NCBI's taxonomy places the organism in Eukaryota, Metazoa, Arthropoda, Insecta, Hymenoptera, Braconidae. Gene Ontology annotation, molecular function: cullin family protein binding. The record is from RefSeq and is a predicted model, not a curated record. Gene Ontology annotation, biological process: SCF-dependent proteasomal ubiquitin-dependent protein catabolic process. Bases 81 to 611 code for a protein of 176 amino acids. Gene Ontology annotation, cellular component: cytoplasm; nucleus.